This is a messenger RNA of Astyanax mexicanus (Mexican tetra), 1751 nucleotides long. RefSeq lists its product as uncharacterized. Bases 26 to 1021 code for a protein of 331 amino acids. The record is from RefSeq and is a predicted model, not a curated record. Gene Ontology annotation, biological process: response to bacterium. The transcript is spliced from 6 exons. NCBI's taxonomy places the organism in Eukaryota, Metazoa, Chordata, Actinopteri, Characiformes, Acestrorhamphidae.
CAUUCAUUUCGUGUAGAAUUUGACAAUGUUUGGAUUUUACAUACUUGUUUUGCUCGCAGCAGCAUUAGGUGUUGAAUCUAAGAUUAACAUCUCAUGUCUAAAUGGUAAAAAGUACGUUCAGAAUGGGGAAAAUGUUAGUCUGAAUUGCUCGUUUUCAUCUGCUGAUGUGACGGCGACGGCAUGGUUCAAACAGACUCCAGGAGAAAAGCCUCUUCUGAUUGCCUCGGCUUUUCGUUCUUCCGCAGCUGUUUAUCAUAAUGGGUUUAAUAAGAGUGGCCGUUUUAUUGCAGUAACAGAGCAAAACACUUUUACUUUAAAUAUUUCAAAUACAGAAGCAUCAGAUUCAGCUACGUACUUCUGCGCAGUUGCAUAUUUUACAGAUAUCGCUCUAUCAGACUGCACAGUUCUAGUCCUCAAAGACGCACCUUCAAGUCUCUACACUGUUCUCCAGCCUCCCGUAUCAGAUCCAGUUCAACUGGGAGGAGAUACAACUCUGCAGUGUUCAAUACUCACAGAUAACUCUGCAGGAGAUCACAGUGUGUACUGGUUCAGACACGGAUCAGGAGAAUCUGAUCCAGGAAUCAUCUUCACUCAUGGAAACAGGAGUGAUCAGUGUAAGAAAAGCUCUGAGACUGUUUCUCCUACACAGAGCUGUAUCUACAAACUCCCCAAGAACAACCUCAGCCUCUCUGAUGCUGGAACUUACUACUGUGCUGUAGCUGCAUGUGGACACAUCUUCUUUGGAGAUGGAACCAAACUGGACUUUGCAGAGAACAGUGUUUUGGAACCAACCAACAUACUUCUGUUUUUGGUGGCAUCAAACAUCAUAUCAGUGGCCGCACUUUUAUUUAUGUGCAGAAAACAGAACUGUCACUGUAACGAUGCUGCUGAGGGUCGCAAAGUUCUGGCUGAAUGUACUAAAGCUGUGAAGUUUGCUGCGGGGAGUUUUGCCAGUGAACCAAAGAAGAUGACUGAAGGUUCUGAAGUUUAUUCCCAUGUCAUUUAUUACCAACAAAACUGAAUUUUGUAAUCCUUACAAAACAUUUUCUGCCUUGAAGGAGAACUCUGGUGUAAAAUAGACUUUUAGUGUAAUAAAACAUAAUGAAUAGCCCACCUCUGCUCUCCUGUAGCUUUCUGAGAUACAGUUAUUUUAUUUCGUUUGCCCGAACAUGCUUUAGAAUAGACGAUAUGGGGCAUAUUUUGCCCCUGCAGAUAAAUCUCUUUUUACACUGUUAUCCAGGCUCAAAGUAGCUCCACACCUUAUUGGUAGAAUCUGGAAAGCACUGACAUUUUAAAAGAGGCAUUAAUAAUUUAAUAAUAUUAAAAACCACUGUUUACAGCCCGUAGCGUAAACUACAUCUCCAGGUGCCGCCACCACUCUACUGAUCACGACUUAAGAUGGCAGCAGAUUGUACACUUUUAAAGUUAUUUUGGAAUUCAAAAAGCUGGGGGAGAGCGAAGGAGGCCUAUUCAACAAAUGUUAGUACUCUUUAUCAUGUUUUACUACACCAAAAAAAUUACACCGGAGUUCUCCUUUAACUUUCUGUGGCAUGAUUUUUUUUCUUUUUGGAGAAAAAUAAUACCAGCACUGCUUUUUUAUAAUGAUUACCCAUACAAAUGAAUUAAACAAAUGAAACAAACGCUGUUUUAUUUCUUAAUUAAAAAUAUGUAAAUAAAAUGUAUGCUUUUCACUUUUUUAUUAUUUUUGUGCAUUUUUUUUAUAUAUUAUUUUUUAUUGAUUGUUAUUUUUA